Molecule: messenger RNA, 2235 nt
Organism: Pocillopora verrucosa
Lineage: Eukaryota; Metazoa; Cnidaria; Anthozoa; Scleractinia; Pocilloporidae
Product: general transcription factor IIH subunit 1
Biological process (GO): transcription by RNA polymerase I; nucleotide-excision repair; transcription by RNA polymerase II
Cellular component (GO): transcription factor TFIIH holo complex; transcription factor TFIIH core complex
Source: RefSeq, a predicted model, not a curated record
AUCCAAGAUGGCGGACCACGAGACUGUUCUUCUGGAGGUAAUAAACACCAAGCACAAAAAGACCGGUGGAACCUUGCGUCUCAUGUCCAAUGAACUGCUUUGGAUACCUUACGGAUCAGAUAAUCCUAAACUGUCAUGUGCAUACUCUGAAAUCAAAGUUCAACGAAUAAGUCCAGAGGGCAGCUCAAAAAUUCAGAUACAGAUUGUUCUCCAUGAUGGAAACUCCUUCACUUUCCAGUUUACAAAUGACUCAGCCGUAAAUGCCAAAAAAGAAAGAGAUGAUGCUAAAGACCUCCUUGCUCAGCUUAUCCCAGUCCAUCGAAAAAAAGCCAAUAAAGAGCUUGAGGAAAAGAACAGAAUGCUGAAAGAUAACCCUGAGUUGUAUCAGCUGUAUAAAGAUCUAGUUGUCAGUGGAGUUAUUACUGCUGAAGAAUUCUGGGCAAAUAGAGCAAAGAAUCAGGACACCCAAGUAGUACAGUCAGACCAGGCUAUUGGUUUGUCUUCGGCAUUGCUUGCAGAUAUGCAACCAGAGAGCUCAGGCUGCAAUGAAGUCAAAUACAAUUUAAAUGUGGAUACUAUAGAGGCCAUAUUCAAGACAUAUCCAGCUGUGAAAAGAAAACACCAGGAAGUUGUUCCUCAUGAGAUGCCAGAGAAAGACUUUUGGACAAAGUUUUUUCAGUCACAUUAUUUCCACCGAGACAGAAAUGCCACAAGGGCAAUGUCAGGUGACAUCUUCACUGAAUGUGCAAAGGAGGAUGAACAGGAGCAAUUGUCAAGGAAACUUGCAACCUUCAAUGAUCCUUUGUUGGACUUAACAGGAGCGUCACCAGUUCCUGAAGAGGGAUAUGGACUAACUGCAGAAGCGGUAGAUCCCAAGAACAACGCAGUAACUCAGUCCUUGUUUAGAAAGCUGAAUCACCACAGUUUAAUGGUGGUACAAGCCACAGCUUCUGGUUCCAGCGUAAACAAAGAAAAGGAGAAAAAUGGAAAGAAUGGCAAAAUGAAUGAAGCAGAUCCCCCUGCUAAAAAGAGUCGUCUCAGAGGAAUGGUGGAAUAUGACGAUUUGUCUGAGCAACAAUCCAGAGAGCUCCCGAGCUUAAAAAUUGCUGACUCGUCAAAGUUUUCGCAAGGUCUCAUACCGGCUAUCCCAAAGGAAAGGGGAUCAGUUCACUCCAAACUCAGUCAUACAGACAUUUCCAAAGCCAUCCAGAGUAACCAAAGGGAGGUUGAAUAUUGGCGACCAAACCUACCCGGGACUCUUCCCAGUGACAUGGCUUGUCACGUCCUUACAGAAAUGUCCCCUGGUGGAUCUUUGAUGAGCACAACUUCUGAGACAAGCAUGCAACAUUUAGUGUCUUCGUCAGUUCAGGCGGAAGUUAAGCUUCAGUACAACUCACUGUCCGAGCUGCUGAGACACUUUUGGUCAUGCUUUCCAAUCAAGACACAAUUCUUGGAGGAAAAGAUGGUUAAAAUGGGCCAAAGCCUUGAAAAGUACAGAGAUGCCAAGCUGCAACAAUUCCGCAAUCAACUUCCCGCCGAAGAGGCUCAUCUGGCCAAUCACUUAGUAGAGAUGCUAGACACUGCGCUUACAAAGUACAGAACGUGGCUGGAAAAGAAGUCAGGUGCUAAGAUCUCUAGUAGCUGACCGUGAAUGCAGGAGACUCGCCGCAAUUCAGCAUUUUGUGAUGCAAGAGUGAAGGGAGGAGAGGGUGGAGUGCGAAUAGGCGGCCUUCUUUCGUACAUUGGUCACCAAAGUGACACUCAAGAUUUUUCCGCCUUGUUCAAGAAAAAAAGCGGAUUGAGUUGUGUCUUUCUCUUUACUGGCAACUUGAGAUAAUUGUUUGCAGAUAAUUAAAGAACUUCGCUUUGUUUAUAUUGGGACAUUCUUUGACAAAAUGUUCCACCUUUUAACGCUGUGACAGUGAAAACCCGAUGUCUGAAUUGGACUUUGAAAGGUGUUUUUCAUCGUUAUUCAACCGAUUACUGUUUUCAUCUGUUUAACAUUUUGAAUAAUGUAAAUAAUUUCUCCAUUUCAAUUCCUUUUUGCUAAAAGUAAAUUAGAGUAAAAGAACUCUAAAGCCACUUCCGUAAAUAGUUGUAUUUUUUGCGUCCGAAAGACAUGAUAAAUUCCAUACUGUAAAUCGUGUGCCUAUUUGUACGUUUGGCAACUGAACAGAGUUCCUCACAUCAUGUGUUUUGGAGUUAAAAGGGGAAAUAAAAAAUGCUCUUAGUUUU